Messenger RNA from Owenia fusiformis, 1773 nucleotides. NCBI's taxonomy places the organism in Eukaryota, Metazoa, Annelida, Polychaeta, Sabellida, Oweniidae. The record is from the annotation of a GenBank genome assembly.
AUCACGGCUUCUGCGCCCUCUGGUGAACACCAAAAUGGCCUCUAAAAUUUUCAAAACGAUUCCUAUUCUGGCUCAACGACAGGCUAUGUUUGGCUCCAUCACUCCCAGGCUGAGCUUUGCAUAUACAACUGAUAAGAAAACAACAACCACAAAGAAAGCAACAACUAAGACAGAACCUAAACCUAAAUCAGCUAGUAAGUCUACAAAAUUAAAUAAACUAAAUCCCGAAAGCCCCAAAGUCAAAGCAAAACCAAAAGUUGGAAAAGUUAAGUUAGAAUCAGCCAAUAAACAACAGGCAUAUGUAGGGAUGCCUAAGAUCAAAGAACAAAGUGAAGUUGGUAGUCCAAAAGCAGAGACUGCAAGUGUUGGUAGUGUUAAAAUUGAUAGUUCAAGUAUUCAACAAGUGAAGAAACAGGCAGUUGAUGUGAGUGAACCUAAACAUGAAUCGUUAAGUAUUGGUGAGGUCAAAGUUGACCCAACAAGUGUUGAACAAGCUAAAAAACAAGCGGUUGAUCUUAGUGAGCCCAAAGCUGACAUUUCAUCAGUUGGUUAUGUCAAAAUUGAUGCAAUAGGUAUAGAACAAGCUAAACGAAAAGCAGUUGAUAUAAGUGAACCUAGAAUGGAACAUUCUGAAGUUUCAACUCCUCGAACUGAUCCAAAAGCCCUAGGGACUGUUAAAAAAGAUGCUAGAAGUGUUGAACAGGUAGUGCCACCAGAGAGUCAUGUUGCAGAACCCAUUGUUGAACAUUCUAAGAUCAUUGAGCGAGUAAUCCCUACUUCUACCAUUGGGCAGGUUAAGAAGGAUGUCACUGAUGUUGUAAACAAGGCAGAUCCCAUCAAUGUAAAGAAACCUAAGGUAGAAGUGACAGACACAGGUAAUGACAGUGAUUCUUCAAGUUCCUCAAGUGACUCUGAUUCCUCAAGUGACUCAGAUUCAUCUGAUGAUGAAAAGGAUGUCACAAAAUCUGCUGAAAAACACACUACAGUUACUGAUAAAACAGAUGGUACAGAUUCUAUAAAGGCAGCUCCGGGCAAAACAACUAGCCCUGUCAAUGAAAUGUGGGGCUUUGGUGCUGUGGAUGAACCUGGUUCUGCUGGUGAUGUGAGCAAACUUGCAUCAAUUGAUACUGUGGAUGAAUCUGACACCGCUGGUAAUGUGCGGAAAUUUGGAACCACUGGUGUUGUUAGUAAACAUGAUACAACUGGUACUGCGGAUGGGGCUGGUACGAUUGGUGCUAUUAGUGAAGCUAAUGAAACUAUGACCUCUGCUGUUGAAACAGAUGUCUCGAAUGAACUAAACAAACAUUCUCCACCUGAAAGUAAAUCUGUUGGUGCUAUGGAAACUGAGAAAUCCAAUGAAGUUUUUGAAACAGCUGGUGCUGAUACCACAGGUCCAAAGAAAAAGGACACCACAGUUCUAAAUGAAAAUGACACCACAGUUUCAAAUGCUGACAAUACAACAUACAAAGUUCCGGAAUACUCCCAGCACCAAACAAUGUCAUUUGUUGAUCUUGAAGUUGACAUGCUACAAUAUAGACAGAAACAACCAAAUCCGAAAUCAAAAAAGUAGUAAUAUGACAAUUUAGAAUGGGGGAGGGGGUUCUAUUAGAAUAUCACAUUCAUAAGACUGAUAGACCCCCCCCUAACUUUUCUAGGAUAUUUAAAUGCAAGAUAGAACAUGGAGUUGAACUACCAAAAAAGAGCCAAAUCCAAAAAACUCUAAAGCCUGUCAAUUGUGGGAAUUUAGUUACUUUUGAAGAUGGUAACACUACA